AUGCCCAGUGCUGCGUCCAAGGCCGCCAACGCUCGCUACUUCGACGAGCUCGAGCGAGGCGCGAGCCACGCUCUCGCGUCCGAGCUGCCCGUGCCUCCCGCUCAGUUCCACCCGCCACGGCCGCCGCCACCGCCCGCCGACGAGCCGGUCGUGCCCAAGCGCCGGCGCGGUCCAGGUCCGCCGAGGUGCGACAGGAGCGAGACCUGCAAGACUUGCGUUCGUCCUCGUCCCUCUCCUCGGCCGUCGUCGACGUUCCUGACCCUCUCGGCAUUCCUGCAGCAAGUGCGCGGCAUCCAGUGCGAGUACAUUGCCGCAGCCCCACUUCGUGCCGCAAUCGCCGGCUCGGUCAUGUUCGCCAACAACCGCAUCGAGAUCACGCGCCUGCGCGCCCAGGUCGCCCUCCUCCUGCGCGUCCUGCGCAUCAGCGACGCCGAGCUGCAGUACCUCAUGCACAGGGCCGACCAGCCCGAGCCGUUCGUCCUCCCGUCACCGUGGCGGCCCGUGCGCUGGGCCGCGCCGGCGCGCCGCUCGAGCGCCCUCGCGGCUGUCGACGAGGAGCUUCCUGAGCCCCCGGUCGAGCACCACGAGUCGGACAAGGAGGAGGAACACGCCGAGGAGGCUGCCGUCGAGGAGUCGCCGGUCGAGGCCGACGAGGCGGUCUCGAAGGAAACGGCCGCGCCGCCGCCCGAGCCCGAGGCCGACGACGAGCCUGCGCAGCCCGGGUCCGAGCGCGAGGAGGAGCCCACGGUCGAGCCGGAGGAGGAGAAGGAGCCCACGCCGCCGCCGCCACCGACGCCGGCGUCGAAGCGCAAGCGCAAGCGCGAGCCUGAACCGGAGCCCACGCCCGAGCCCUCUCGUCGCCGGUCGCAGCGCUUCAUGCCCAAGGUGGAGGAGCCCGAGGAGCAGAAGCCGAAGAAGGAGGAGCAGCAGCCGAGGCGCAGGUCGAGCCGGUUGAAGGGCGCCUGA
Rhodotorula graminis WP1 is the source of this 966-nucleotide messenger RNA. RefSeq lists its product as uncharacterized. The coding region runs from base 1 to 966 and encodes 321 amino acids. Lineage: Eukaryota; Fungi; Basidiomycota; Microbotryomycetes; Sporidiobolales; Sporidiobolaceae. The record is from RefSeq and is a predicted model, not a curated record. The transcript has 4 exons.